AUGUGCGAUCGCGGGUUGAUGGCAACAGAUGAGACGGCUGAGAUGGGUAAGGCUGAAAGUGGGGAGUUCGUCAAGCAUGGGAUCUGUCGGGUCGAUCAGCUUCGACGUCAAUCUGGUACCUUCAUCAUUGCGUCAUGGCUCCGGACGAAGCACGAGCUAGAAUCCUGGAAGGAACCCCUCACCAGCCACGCACCAUUCUACGACGACGACGACGACGACCUCUACCAGAUAGCGAGCGCAUCUCAUCUAUUACCUUUCUGCGCUUAUCAAUCCAAACCGACCUUCCCAAGCCACCACCACGGCUUCGGGCUGACGCCUAGGGCUACGACGGAUGCCUUUCGCUUCUCAUAUAUAUUCUUGAAGUACGCAUGUGCACUGCACUAUACUGUGCCAUUUAGGCAUCAUCUCUUGCCUGGGAUCCCCUUCCGCUUGCGGCUGGGUCACACCAAAGCAUCAGCGCCCGAGGACGUGCUUUGUUUCAUAACCAUAGUAGACCAGACGCCCACAACGAAGCCUCCGAGGCCUCUCCUAUCCAUCAUGUCUCUCACCGACUCCGAAGUCGAACUGGUCAGCACGCAGUUGCAGCGGGAGACGGACGACAUUCCAGAGGAACCCGACAUGAUCCAAUCCUCGCAUUUUGAAGAGGGCCAGUCCUUCGCUCCACCCCCACGCAUCGCUGCCCGUUUCUACCACCAUGCGAGCAACCGUCGCAAGUCGUCUGCUGCCUCUUCGCGCCGCAACUCGCUGUCGUCGACACAAUCGCACACUUCCAGCCGAUCGUUUCGUAACCUCUGCCACAGCCACCAUGUCGCCCAGCACCUCCGCCGUGCCUCGAUUCUCGAAGACCGCAAGGCCCGACUGGCGGACCGCGCAGCACACGCCGAACAGGUGCGAUUGCGCGCUGCGUUAGCCAAGGCAGCUCCACGUGCCUCAAACAGUGAAGAACGAGCGUUGGCUGCGCAGCACGCACGCGAGCGCCACCUGGCUCAGGUGGCAGCCUCCUGUGCUGAGGAGGUGAGGAGGGCUAAGAAGAUUGCAGAGGAUAUGAAGGAGCGCAAAGCUGCCGAGGAGCGACGGUAUCGCGUAGAGAUGGAGGAGAAACUAGCAGAGGCUGAGAAGAGGCGGCUGGAAUACAAGCGCAACCCAAGGAGACCAAGGACCGCCAGCUCGCCCCCUGCCGCUGUGAAGACACCAGCUGAGCGUCCAGCUCCAACGUAUGAAGACGCUGCCAUUAGGAUACAGUCGGUAUGGAGGGCUAGGACACGCAAGAAUAUUGUGAAGGCGUGGCUACAGCUUGGACUGUGCAUCGACAUGGUCCAAGAGACCAGCUUCGAGGUCAUUACCGUCAUGCUCGCCGACGACAAGCUCCUGAAGAUUACGGAGAAGAUCAUGACGCUCUUCGUUCUGCUACCAGAUGCGGAUCCAACGUCGCGCAGUGCCGCUGUACGCACUUUCCUUUCUGCAUACCUCAUCCUGGGCCACCCUGCACAUGUCUUCAGCCGAGACGGUGACCAAGAGCAGGAUCUCAUCACCAAGGCUAAAGACCUCAUCAUCUCGUUCGAAUCCGCAUUAGCCAAGCUGUCAUCGUGCAACUCCUUCAUGCCCUCACCCACGCGUACAGAGACAGUGCUGUUGGCUCAUGGCAGUUUCCUGGCUGCCUUCAAUGACUGGAAGGCCCGAGAUUCAUCGGCUUUGGUUGAAACCAUGGUUGCUUCCUUCGUCAGUCUUGAUGAGAUCUGGCAAAGUGUCAAAGACGCAACUGUGGACGAGGUGGCGAACGAGUACAGGAACGGCAUUCGGGAUAACCAGGCGAUCUUGCUGAGCAAGAUCAAGAAGUUGGCUGGCCCAGACAAGGCUCUUACCCUCAUCAGGAAGGCUAUCCGUGAGAGCAGGAGAUCAAGGCCAAAGAAGAAACCAGCUGGAGAGACUGUACGACCACGCGUUGCCAUCGAUGCGUCACCGACUUCGCCAGAUUCUGCCGAGAGUGCAGUUGUCCAAGCAGAAGCCGCUUCAGAACUUGCAGCAUCUGGUAGUUUAAGCCACAACGAAUCGUCCACGCAAGGGCAUCAAGCACAAUCGCUCUCCAAGGUUUUCACCGUCGUUCCAGAUAACCGCAUCUUGGUACAUGAGUUGUCUAUUGACAAAGAGUAUCGCAUUGAUGCAUCGCCGACAGCUAAUUUGAGGGACGCACUCAACCGUGAGCUUUGCGAUGCAAUGCGCAGUGGAUUUGAAGCUGGUGAUGGCGCAAACUGGACCGCUGCCAUGGCAGAAAAUAUACGCGCCAAACUCUUACGUCUACUCAAGGCUGGCAACUCUAUGCACACGCUGAUUUCGGAGACAUUGGAUCCGCAGCUCAUCAACAGGCAGUGCAGUCAGGGGUUAUUUUCCUACGGCAAAUUCUUUGAAUUCAUUGCAGGCAUACUGCCCAAACUCUGUGCGCCUUUCCGGGAUGCGCAGGUGCAAGCUUUGGCUGAGGAACUACAAGAGGAAGGAGAGCUACCAGAGAUGGUCGAGAAAUUGUUCAAGUUACUACAUGUCAUCGAUCUUCUGUCUUUAGACUACUCCAACUUUUUACUCACGAAUGCGGCCCCAACUCUGAUCAAAGAGGCUACCGGGUACGAAGAGCGCAUGUUUGCUCAGGACCUCGAGGCAGGCAAGAUUACACUUGGACGUACGCGACGCUGGUGGCACAACGCGGCUGUGAAUAUGCACACUGAGGCAGAUCGUCGGGAUCCUUGGGGUCAAGCCAAUCCAGUGAACCGUCCAACUGCUCACAAGAUUUACGCCCGUGGAUUAGUAGACCUCGCAGUAGCCACGCCACCUCUGCGAGACUCGGAGUUGCCAGAGACACUCGAGCUCGAUCGGGCUCGCAUUUCCCGUAUCCGCGAGGAUGCGCUGCGAGUUACUACCAUCGGUGGUAUACUCCUCACUGCAAAGAACCUGCUCAAACGAGAUGUCCGGUCUCAGUGGAAGUCAGAAGCCAGCAAAAUGUGGCUAGUUCUCAAGGAUGGAUACAUGAAGGAUCCCUCGACGCCAUCGAAGAUUUCGUCGCUCCUCGAAUCAUCCCGCAACAUGCCCCCGUCCACAAGAGCACAGCUCUCUUCCACAGUCACUCGCUUGCUCACUCAAGCCGAGUCUGGAAAACUGGCUGAUCCUGUGUUGAAGGUACUUUUUCAACGCUUGAAGACGCACAUUUUCAAUCGUGUCUCAGCUAGCAGCUCGGGCGAGCGCGUCAAGGCUGCCAGCACAGCGACGGAGGGCCUGGCUACAACAGGUCUCCCAGAGUUCGGCUCCCAAGUUGCCGAGAUUUGCGAGCAGUUGGGCAAGAUUGGCGAGGUGGAUCGCAAGUGCCACGGCAAAUGGUACGAGGAGAUUGCGGAAGAGAUGGAAAGACUGGGUGUUGAGGGUGAAGAGCUCCGUCGCUCUUCCAGCGCGGAGACUGAGGAAUCCGCAGCGGAUGCAUCCUCUUGA
Plenodomus lingam JN3 is the source of this 3471-nucleotide messenger RNA. RefSeq lists its product as uncharacterized. Lineage: Eukaryota; Fungi; Ascomycota; Dothideomycetes; Pleosporales; Leptosphaeriaceae. The record is from RefSeq and is a predicted model, not a curated record.